Messenger RNA from Asparagus officinalis (garden asparagus), 2051 nucleotides. Its product is annotated as major facilitator superfamily domain-containing protein 12-like. Bases 437 to 1813 code for a protein of 458 amino acids. The record is from RefSeq and is a predicted model, not a curated record. The transcript is spliced from 13 exons. Gene Ontology annotation, cellular component: membrane. Gene Ontology annotation, biological process: carbohydrate transport. Lineage: Eukaryota; Viridiplantae; Streptophyta; Magnoliopsida; Asparagales; Asparagaceae. Gene Ontology annotation, molecular function: symporter activity.
CUCCGGGUUUGAAACCUUGGAUACGGUCCAAUGAGAUUAGGAUCCCCACCUCAUAGCACGGGGGAAUCUCAGCCACUUUCACGGUUGAGUAAUCCAAGUUCCGAGGUCAAAAGACUCCGCAGACUUUGGCGUCAUAUCACAGUUUGACACGGCCAUGGGCGCUCUCCGCUCCGUGCUACGAACCCAAUCAACGGCGGCCACGUACGCUUGCUUCACGGUUGCAAAAAUAUCAAAAACUGACGCCACGAUUCAAAGCGGCGCCGACGAUUCCUCUCUCUUCAUAAAUUUGAUUUUGACCCUAUAAACUCUGUCCCUCUCUCUCUCAUUUUCUUGUCUUUGUUUAUACUCAAUCGUUCUCUCCAGGCUUUAGCUUUUCAGCUCAACUGUAUCUAUCUGGGCUCUGGGCUCCCUCCAAGCUAGCUUAAGGCUGCUAGCUAUGGUGGAUGAAACUGGUAAUGAGUCAUCAGAUGAAGCCCUGAACGCUGUGCCCCUCGGAAGACUAGCUGUACUCUACUAUGGUGUAGGUCAUAUGCUGAAUGAUAUUACAUCAGCUUGUUGGUUCACGUAUUUGCUGGUGUUCUUGACAGACAUAGGGUUAAGUCCAAGGGAUGCUUCAAUUGUGAUGCUUUCUGGUCAAGUCGCUGAUGCAUUUACAACAGUAUUUGCUGGAGAGCUGAUUGACCGCUUUGGACAUUUUAAACUAUGGCAUGCUGGAGGAUCCAUUUUGGUUGCAAUCUCAUUUUCUUCGGUUUUUGGUGGCUGCCUACCAUGUAAAAUAUAUGGAAUUAGUUCUUCAUUAUUGCAAACUAUUGGAUACAGCAUCUUUGCUUCUAUUUUUAACAUUGGCUGGGCUGCUACCCAAGUUUCACAUAUGUCGAUGGUGAAUUGCAUCACACCGAACCCAACUAGUAGAGUUGCACUUGCUAGCUGCCGAAAUGCCUUCACUAUGGUAGCAAAUCUUAGCCUUUAUGCAGUGGCAUUGGUUGUUUUCAGUAUUUAUGGUGCGAAAGCAUCUGCCGAUAUUAAAACUCAGUACCGCUGGAUUGCAUACUUCUGCAUUUUCGUGGGGUGUUGUUUUGUGGGCAUAUUUCUGAUUGGAACCAACGAGCCAGACUUGAAACUACAAAUGAAGUUGGAAAGGCCGACUAAGAUAGCAUGGUCGCACUGGUUCAGAAAGAUUUUGUACUAUCAAGUUGCUGUUGUAUACAUGCUUAUUCGAUUAGUAACAAAUGUUUCACAGGCACUUCUUGCAUUCUAUGUUAUUGAUGAUCUGCAAAUGAGUCACUCCUCCAAGGCAGUGGUACCUGGCAUUAUCUAUAUAUGCAGCUUCAUUACAUCUGUAAUUUUGCAGGAGAUGAGAUGGAGUGGUUGGCGCCUUAAAAUCUUCUUUACAGCUGGAGCCAUUGUGUGGAUAUUUUGUGGCGUGGGAGUCUUUAUUCUUCCAAGCAACAUGCACAACCUUAUGUACAUUCUAUCAGUAGCAAUUGGCAUUGCCAAUGCUUUAAUGAUGGUGACUGGAAUUAGCAUGCAAAGUAUUUUGGUUGGUCAAGAUUUGAACGGCUGUGCAUUUGUUUAUGGGUCAUUGAGUUUCCUGGACAAAUUAUCAUGUGGGAUUGCUUUGUACGUUCUGGAAUCGUAUCAAGAUCCUGAUCGUAGCACUGGCCCUCUUAGCAUGAGACACGGCUUUUCUGUGAACAGAUACGGUUUGGGGCUCGUUCCAGCAUCCUGUGCGCUUCUCUCAGCACUUGUUACAUAUUCGAUGGACCUCUCCAGCGGUCGUUCAAGGCCGUUAAUCGAGCCUCUACUAGUGUGAUAUUGUGCAACGCUGGGGGAAGUUUUUUUUUUGGGUAAGAAUGCACCCUUGACAAGGAAUCGUUGAGUAUUUGAUUAUUUGCAAGUUUACGCAUAGAUGGCUCCUAAUGUCAAAUGUGAUAUUCUAUGAAAAACCUCAUGUUAUGCCUAAUCUCUAAGUUCAAAUGAUUGAAAUCUAAAUUGCUACACUUGUCUCAGUAACGUACAGAAGUUAGCAGAUUAUAUGGAGUUUUGUUGUU